AUGCCGUUCGGUCAGAUCGUGAUCGGCCCGCCAGGGUCGGGGAAGACCACGUACUGCAAUGGCAUGCAGCAGUUCAUGCAGCUUCUAGGAAGGAAGGUGGCAGUGGUCAACAUGGAUCCAGCCAAUGAUCGCCUGCCGUACGAGUGUGCAGUGAACGUGGAGGAACUCGUUCGCCUGGAGGACGUGAUGGGUCAGCACGGGCUGGGGCCCAACGGAGGUCUCGUGUACUGCAUGGACUACAUCGAUAAGAACUUCGACUGGCUGCAGAGCAAGCUGAAGCCGCUUGAAAAGGACCACUAUUUCCUCUUCGACUUCCCCGGGCAAGUGGAGCUCUUCACUCUACACGCCAGCGCUCAGAGCAUCAUCAAGCGCCUCACAGACAAGAUGCACUACAGACUAGCAGCCGUGCACCUGGUGGACGCGCAUCUGUGCAGCGAGGCACACAAGUACGUGGCGGCGCUGCUGCUGUCGCUGCAGGCGAUGUUACAUUUUGAGUUACCACAUGUCAACGUGCUCUCAAAGAUAGACCUCGUGGAGGCAUACGGGCCCCUGGCAUUCAACCUCGACUUUUACACGGACGUGCAGGACCUCUCGUUCCUGCAGGAGCAUCUCGAGAGCGAUCCUCGCAACAAGCGAUACGCCAAGCUGACAUCAGCAGUGUGUGAAGUGGUGGAUGAUUUCGGCCUCGUCUCGUUUGAAACACUUAACAUUCAGCAAGAGCAGCGAUUGGACGACGAGGAGGAAGCCAUUCGCCUCCUUACGCGAUUGGAACGGAGUCUAGACGCGGCUGCUGACGUGGCAGCUGUUGAAACAGCGGUCGCCGCUUUGCUGGCACCAAACGUACGCGCUGGAGCGUCGGUUGUAGCAUCGGCUGUAGUGGAUCGAGCGGCGCCAGUGCUUCCCCCUUCCGCCCGCCGCACCCUGCUCGACCCGCUCUUCCUCUCCGCCCCCCUCCCCUCCGCGCUAGACGCCCUCCUCCCGCUCCUCUCCGCCUCCCCCUCCGCCUCCCCUUCCGCCUACACUGCUUCCGCGGACGAGGAGUUGCUUGGGGGGGGAGAUGGGGAGAGAGGGAUGGGGAAAGAUGGUGCGGAGGGUAGUGAGGGGAAGGGUGUUGGCGAUGGUGGUGGUGGCGCUGCUGUUGCGGCCCAAGCUUUCCGAUACGCUCCUCCCUCCCUCCCUCCUUCCCUUCCCUCCCCCCUUCCCCCCUCCCUCCCUCCCUCCUUCCCUUCCCUCCCCCCUUCCCCCCUCCCUCCCUCCCUCCUUCGCCCACCUUUGAGACGUCUCAAAAGUUCUGAGACGUCUCAAAACUCCCUCCCUCCCUCCUUCGCCCGCCUUUGCAUCGAAGCUUCUCCUUCGCUAACAGAUUCAUUUGAGAUCUCCAAGAAUGGGCCCCUCUUCCCUGCCUCUUUUCCCGCCAACCCAUGCAUCCAGGCUGCUCCUUGCAAUCUUCGUGCUCCCCUUCCCCUCCUACUCACUUUCCUUCCCACUGCCCUCCGUGCGUGUGCUUCCCCACCCGCCCAUCCCCCCCUCACGUUUUCAACGGUGGCAUCCGAGCUCGUCCACACAAUCAUCCGACAGCUGGCACACACCACGUCAGCACCGACACACAACAGUACCACUACCAACAGAAGCUCCUCCUUCCCGCAACUCUCCUCCCUCUACUCCACCAUCAUCGCCUCUCUCGCUGCUGCUGACCCCUUCCCCCUCCACCAGCUCACAGAGGCUCUACUCUCCCACCUCGCUGCCCUCGCUGCUGCUCUUGCCACCGCUCCUCCCACUGCCAGCAGCACCGCCAGUACCACUACCACCAGCACGAGUAGCAGCAGUGUCCCAGGGACUGUGUUGCAGCUGCUGUUUCGGGGGGUGCUGGCUCAGCAGCACCCUCAAGCAGUGUACCUUUUCACGUCACACCUCCUCACUCGCUCCCUCCUUCCCCUCCCCUGCCUGCCUUGGAUUGUCACCCUUCUCUCUUCCUCCUCCUCACCCUCUGCUGACGAAUCCUCCGCACCCGAGCCAAUGGGGUUGUGCCACGUGGCACUUGAACAUGUGUUGCGCAUGUGGAGCUCAGCGGCUCUCGUCCAGUCAUCUUCCAUGGAAAAGCAAAUCUAUGUGACAGCCGCAGCAGGUUUCCUCCUCUCCCUCCCCUGCCACCAAAACCCACAAGCACUGUCCUCAUCUGCGCCCAUUCGCCUGCACCCAUCGCUGCUCACAAUGCUUCUUAAGGGCGUCUCCAUGCGCCUGGAGAGCCCCCUCCCUCUGGUGCGCCUGAUGGGGCAGCGCCUUGCCUUCGCCUUCUCAGUGGCUGUUCACCCUGAUCGUCCCCCCAUGCUGUUUGGGGAGUUUGCAUAUGAGCGAGGGAUAGUCUCUGGGGGGGAGGAGGGGAAGCGAGUCGGCAGAGGGGGGAGUGGGGUGAGUGAGGGGAGUGCAGCUGCUGUUGAGUCGACUCACGAGGCGGCUAUUGCUGCUGCUCUUGAUUUUGCAACGGGAUGGGACGUUGGGGGGGUGACGGGGCAGUUGUGUAGGGAGGAGAAGAGGGGAGGGGAAGGGGCGAAGGGGGCCGGUGGGGAUGGUGGGGAAGAUGAGAAUCAGGACGUGGAGAAGCGAGGAGAGGAGGGGGAGUUGGGCAAGGAGGACAGGGAGGAGGAUGAUGAGAGUGAGGGAGGGAGCGAAGAAGGGAGUGAGGAGGAGAGUGAGGAAGAGUGGAGUGAGGAGGAGUGGGAUGAGGAGGAAGAGGAGAGCGAGGAGGAAUUAGACGAGGAAGAGGAGGAUGCAGGGGGCAUGGGCAUGGGAGUGGGCGUGGGAGUGGGAGUGGGUAUGAGUGGGGAGGGGGGUGGAUUGCUGGCACCCAUGCAGCUGCGCUACUGUGCAGCAGACCUGAGGAAGGGGGAUGAUGUCAGUGCGAUGGAGCGGGCGCUUUUCUCCCUUGAGCCAAUGAUCCGCUGCCAACCGGACGAGCUGGAUGACGUGGCAGCUGAGCUGGCACGCUCCCUUAUCCACAUGCAGUGCCAGUUCCUCUUGGUUGGGGAAGAACCGGAGGGGGAGGAAGGUGGGGAGGAGGGCGAGGAGGAGAGUGGGAGCGAGAGAGGUGAGGAUGGGGAAGAAGGUGAGGUGGCGGAGUGUGAGGUGGAAGAAUGGAGCUCUCUCAGUAACAAGGAGAAGGGCAGCAGGGGAGAAAAAGGAGCUGCGCAAAGGGAAGGAGGCAGCGUGCGAGGUGGAGAAGGAAGGGGCGGAGGGCAGGGCGCAGUGGGAGCGGAGGAGAAGAGGAGAGCAACGCUGGUGGCUCUGGUUGUCUUUUCCCCCGUGGCAUCUCUGGAGGUGCUUCUGGGGGAGGUGUUUUCUGCCCACGUGGACCUGAGUCAGCGCCUACUCAUCCUGGACGUCCUCGAAGCAGCUGCUAUCGAACUCGCCUCUUACUCCUCCUCUUCUGCCUCCCCUUCCUCCUCUUCUUCCUCUGCUGCUGCCACACUCGCUCAACCACUCUCUUCCUCCUCGCUUUCCUCCUCUCGUUCACACACUCCCUUGAUAGUGGAGAUUCACACUGGGCCGACACCUUGGGAUCAUCCCGCACACUCCCUCUCCCCUUCCCCUCCCGGUGCUGGUAAAUGGGUUCAGCUGCCCGGGAUUCUGCCGGGAGAUCUCGGGCAGCCCGAGAUGGCGAAGGCAAUGUUAGCAGCAGCAGAUGGAAGAGGGUUCGGUCUGACUGGGCUCGCGGGCAGCUGGACAAAAAGUUUCACAAGAGACCUGCCCCGGCGCCCUGGUGACCGCAUCCUCGGGCAGGAGAAACGAACCUCUAAAACAAUCGAAUCCGCAAGAGAGAACCUUCUCGGAAGCAGCGGUCAGAACAAGCAGCUGCACAGUCAGCGUGAUAUGUCCACGUGUACAGCGCCACGUGUGCGAUUCGCUGACGUGGCGGCGGGGUUCAUGCUGCCGCUGAUGAGAGCGUACGACAGGCAGAGCCACGGGGUGGACUGGGUGGGGCGGGACUUCGUUGUUCUCGCGCGCGUGCUGCUGCUUCUCGGGAAGUGCCUGCGCCUCCUCGCCCCUUCACCUGCUCUGCUCCCCCUCGCCGCUGCUCUUCUCGAAUUCCUCAACGCAAGUCCCAUCGCCCAGCAUCCAGAGCCCUACGUGCAGCGCUGUGCCAUCUUCGCUGCAGCCUCACUGCUCCUCUCGCUGCCCCCUGCUGCCGUCGCAGCUGAAGGCCUCCUACUCUCCUCUGCUGUCUCUGCUACCGGAAGCACCACAGCUGCCGGUGCUGGGGGUGGUGCGGGGGGUGCAGCCGUGGGUCUGUCAGGAAUGCUGCGGGUGAUGGCAGUAUGGUUGGGGAGGCUUGCAGAGGAGAGCGGGGACGAGCAGACCAAAGCGGUGAGUGCUGAAAUGAAAGUGGUGCUGCAGGUGGUGCCGGUGGUGCUGGGGGUGCAGGGGUGGGGCUACAUUCGCCGGAUGAACGACAUCCGGCGGAUGAACGCCGAGACGUUCGCCCCCCACUUACAAGAGCAGGUGCAGCAGCAGGAGCAGGCUAAGCAGGAGGUGCAAGCAAGGGAGAAGCAGUAG
Molecule: messenger RNA, 4551 nt
Organism: Closterium sp. Naga37s-1
Lineage: Eukaryota; Viridiplantae; Streptophyta; Zygnematophyceae; Desmidiales; Closteriaceae
Source: the annotation of a GenBank genome assembly